Folsomia candida is the source of this 4125-nucleotide messenger RNA. It is a transcript of the gene CARPB, whose product is annotated as carbonic anhydrase-related protein 10. The record is from RefSeq and is a predicted model, not a curated record. NCBI's taxonomy places the organism in Eukaryota, Metazoa, Arthropoda, Collembola, Entomobryomorpha, Isotomidae. The coding region runs from base 1904 to 3001 and encodes 365 amino acids. The transcript has 12 exons. Gene Ontology annotation, molecular function: zinc ion binding; carbonate dehydratase activity.
AAGCAGCUCUUGUGCGUUGAGGGUUGUUCUCUAUGCCAGAACCAAGUCCUUCCAGUGGCGGUGGUGGUCCUGGUAGUGGUGGAGAAACUCACUUUUUCGUUCGGGGUUUUCAGCCCCAGUUGCAAACCUACAAAUUGGAGUGCAGAAGGGAAAGCUGCUUUCACUCUUUGGACGGUGCUGAACUCCGCAAGAAUUAGUGCAAGCCAGUUAUCAGAGCUUGGGUCUAACCAAAAACACGUGUAAAUCAGAGGGCUUAGUACAAAACACCCUCAAUCCAACGUUCUCCUCCUCUUUUUCCUCCAGUGAAAGCUGGGGUUGUAAACUGCAAAAUUGAGACAUUCUCACUCCAAACAUUGAGUUAUUAUCAAGAUUGUUCACUCCAUGUGUGGGAGUAGUAGUGAGCGGAAGAAUAGGAAGAAGCCUUCGCAAGUUCUCUCAAUCAUCAGUAAAAAUCAUCCUUAUUAUUGCGAACAAUCAAAAAGAAACGUCGUCAUUCUCAUCCAACCGGCCCACGUUUUACUGAUUCACAAAGACUGAAUUGAAAGAAGACGAAAUUAAGAAUCCAGUGGCGGCUAAUUUAUUAUUAAGCUUUUUGAGGCCAGCUUUUCGUUGACUGAUGGAAGUCUCACGACCAGUCGCACGGUGACUGCCCCACAAGUUCAUAAAUAUAAAUUGACAUCACAAGGGAAACUGUUUCCUAACAAUAACUCCCAGUUGUAGCUGGGACGACAUUUAUGGUCAAUCCUGACAACCCACGACAAGGAGAAGGUUCAUUCCAAUGAAAUUCUUUUCCACGAAUUGAGAGGACAUUAUUGAGGAGAGAAAGCAGGAAGGGCUAGCAACCAACCAACCAACCAACUAUCCGUCUCACUUUUACCCCUUCGUCGUCGUCCCGACUCUUUCAUCUAAUAAAGCAGACUGUCGUUAGUUUUGGGUUGGUGGAUGCCAGUUAGUCGGGUCUGGCUGGGAUAUUCCAAUGUAAUGCUGAGUGUCCGAAGCACCAACGAUGCAAGAAGAUUGACAAAAGAUCAGAAUAGAAUUUGAAUGAAACAAAGAGCGGAAAUUGUUGGAGUUGGAGAAAAGAUCGCCUCAGGAGGAAGGGUUGUUGUUGUUGGAGUGGAGGACACGACGACCUGAGUGGUAGUGCAGCAGUAAUUUGGCUCAAAAAUUGAAUAAAACUCAUAAAGUGACAUAAGGUGGGCUCCCUUCCUUCCUCUCACAACUUGGAAGUUAACCUCCCUCGCUGAUGAACCCGACUUCUUCCUUGGUGUAUAAAACUAUACCAUAAAAUCAUAAAGCUUCUGAGAUAAAGUCUUCUUUUGUUUGGAAAAAUCCGUUGUGGGUGGGUGGAGAUUUUAAGCUGUUUCUCCUGUUUUGUUUUGUUGUCAUCCUGGAACAAAACUGCAUUUGUUUCCUCUCCUCCUUUCUCAAGAAGUCAGAGUGGAUCGACUUGUUUCGCUACUUUACGCUAUAAAAGCAUCCCUCUCAUCAUCAGGAAAUAAAAGUAUUUGAUUCUGUGCCAAUGUAAACUGUAUCACGAAAAUUCUUAGAUAGGCAACGCAACCAGGGAAGAUAACAUGAAUCAGAUUUUGCUCAGAUUGUUGCAAAAAUUAAACAUUCGCAAAUAGAGAAAUCAAUUUCUCCCCAUAGUUUUAAUGUUAUUUGACUGAGUAAGAAAACCAAAAACUUUGUGUUAUUCAUAAUCACCAUCUCCUUUAAUUUCGCCCCUAAUAAUACCCACUUAAAAUAAGUACAUAACUUAAGUACUUAACUUAAUGAAACUAGAUAUUUACUCGUAUUGCGAAAAACAUUAACAUGAAUUACAUCCGCCACCGGAAGUAACUUUUAAAAAACAGCCAAAGAUACCUAAGUACGAACUAGUUCGAAGACAUUCUCCUGUGAAAUGGGGCGAUGCGAGGGCAAUAAGUUUUUUGUGAUGAUGAUGCGACGAGGGGUCUCCAUUGUCAAAACUUACUUUCUCCUACUUCUCCUCCUGCAAACAAAUAAAGGUUCCAUCGCCGUGAGUUGGGAGGACUGGUGGACGUAUGACGGCAUUUCAGGGCCGGCGUUUUGGGGACUAAUCAAUCCAGAUUGGGCACUAUGCAGCAAAGGACAUCGCCAAUCCCCGGUGGAUCUUCAGCCAAAAGAGUUACUUUUCGACCCCAACCUAAGGACAAUUCAUAUCGAUAAAGAAAGGGUGAAUGGGUUCAUGACGAACACAGCACACAGUGUCAUAUUUUACACGGGACCUUACUACGACGAGGGGUCUGAGCCAGACGGGGGUGGGAGUCGUGGGGAGGAUGCUUUUAUGUCCGCAAAUAUGGGCGGAGCAGGGUCGCAGUCCAACUCAAGUCCCCGAGUGCUGGUGAAUAUCACGGGUGGUCCACUCUCCUAUCGAUAUCAAUUCCACGAGAUCCACAUUCAUUAUGGGAUGCGUGAUGAAAUCGGAUCUGAACACACAAUUCAAGGAUACUCGUUUCCGGCCGAGCUCCAAAUGUAUGGAUUCAAUGCCCAGCUCUACAGCAACUUUAGUGAAGCUGUAUCUCGCUCUCAGGGAAUUGUUGCCAUCUCCGUACUUCUCCAGCUUGGGGACCUGUCCAAUCCUGAAUUGCGAAUCCUGACUGAUCAACUAAACAAUAUUAAAUACAACGGACAAAGUGCUUCAGUUCAACGACUAUCGCUUCAAGCUUUACUGCCCAACACGGAUCACUACAUGACUUACGAGGGCUCCACAACAAUGCCAGCUUGUCAAGAGACGGUGACUUGGGUGGUGAUGAACAAGCCAAUUUAUAUAACCAAACAACAACUCCAUGCUCUCAGGAAACUUAUGCAAGGCGAUGAAGAGUAUCAAAAGGCGCCCUUGGGUAGCAACUUCCGCCCACCACAAUCCUUGCACAAUCGCGUCGUGAGAACCAACAUUGACUUUGCGACGAAUGCUGACUGCCGGGCAAGUAUGCGUAAAGAAAUGCACUACAAAGCAAACAAUUGGAAGAACCAGUAAUGAACAAUCAACACGCCGUGCAAGCGACUAUCUCGCUAUACGCUUCCCUGCCGUUUGUAUGUAAUCAUUGAAGAAUAAGAAGACGUACAUAUCAUUUCAACCAACGCCAAUCCAAAAUGAGACAUAAUAUGCAAAUUCCACUCGCAUCCAGCAGCACACCUACUUGAGAAAGUUCUUAAGCCAAUCAGCAAUGUGAUGAAGUGUAAUAAACCAACUAUUGUGUCAAGCAACUUACUCGUACAUACAUUAGAAUCUAUAAAUUCAGGAUUAGCAUGUCGACAUACGUGGUAAAAUAAAAAGUAUAAAAAGAGGAGACGCCGUGGAAUUGACGACAAAUCCUUGUUCAUUCCUCCCAUACAAAAAAUUAAUCCAAAACAAGAAGAAAACGUUCGUAACUUUUGUACUCACAAAGAGUGGUAAGUUAGACGGAGAUAAGUCAGCAUUACGAUUAAUGAACAAUCUAUAUUACGUGUGAGAUGAUUUCUAAAAACAUGAAAACCUACCAUCACAUCCAAAACUAAAACUAAAGUAUAACCCUAAAAUAAAAGUGCUCCAAUUGUAAGUGCAAAACCGACCCAUGGAAAUUUGCAGAGGCAUCUAAAAUAUUUUUAAAUUGCAACAACCCCCAAAGAAUAACCCGUACUAAUCCUGCAAAAAAAUAAGAAUCUGUAAUCUGUGCUAUCAUCCUAAAUAUGUACAUGUGGCAAUCAUGAAGUGAGUAAAAAUCCCCCCAAAAUGCAGCUAGUCCAUUCCAUCAGGCAUAAAAAGUAAAACUUGCCAAGGCAGAAAGUAUGUAAUGAAAGAAACAUAAAAAUGGGAGAGAAGCGAUUAAUGAAAGAAGGAAGAAAUCUGCAUCAACGUCACGAGGCAAUUGUGUAUUGCUAAAAAAAUAAGUCUCUUGAUAGCUACAAAUGUAUGAAUCAACGGCAAAUUAGCGUGUAUGAAAGUAAGAAUUUGGACUUUGUAAAAAAAUGAUGUUGUAUCAUCAUGACGUGUACUGUACAUUUGUAAUGUGUAAAUCAUGUAAAUUCCAGAAUGAUUAGAAUAUAAUACGAUCAUAUGCAUCAAAAAAGAGCAUGUGUUCGAACCAAAUGAAAUAAUAAUAAAAAUCUUUACAACUGAGA